Salvia miltiorrhiza (redroot sage) is the source of this 1836-nucleotide messenger RNA. RefSeq lists its product as uncharacterized. Gene Ontology annotation, biological process: spliceosomal snRNP assembly. Lineage: Eukaryota; Viridiplantae; Streptophyta; Magnoliopsida; Lamiales; Lamiaceae. Bases 584 to 1654 code for a protein of 356 amino acids. Gene Ontology annotation, molecular function: RNA binding; protein binding. The record is from RefSeq and is a predicted model, not a curated record. Gene Ontology annotation, cellular component: SMN complex. The transcript has 7 exons.
GGAAAAUAUUUGGAAAAUUGUGUAUAUAAAUAAACUAGGGCACGUCUAACAUUCUUGCGCCUAGCCCUAUACCCCAGUUUUGCACCUAUGGAAUUGUUUCCAUUUCCUUAGUAAUUAUUUUUGUAAUAUUUCUAAUUUUUACCAAAUUAACGAAUAAAUUUGAUCUAUCUAGGGUUAGGAGGUGUGGAUCCGGCGCAGAAUUUCAACCGAUUACAAUUUUUCAAAAGAUUAGGGUUUCGCACCUGUGUUCAUUGCCGCCACUGCAUAUACAUACAGCGAGAGAUAGUAUUUUGUCUUACAUAUAUUUAUGAUUUGUUGAGUUUUGCUCGAUUUUAUGCUGUAAUUCGUUUCCAAUCUGAUACCCCCAAAAAGAGAACAUUUUCGUUGUUAUAUAAGAAGUCACCUUUUUUCCCGAGGCAAUUGGGCGUAUUUUUGGGUGUCAAUUGUCGCAAUUUACGAUUGAAUGUGGUGCCUGGAACUGUGAUCGGGGGAGUAGCGCUCAUUUGCUGUUGUUUUUGAAUAUUUUUUGUUUACCAAGGAAAACAGAAGUUAUUAUUGGGGCAAAUUUAGGGGAAUUUCAGGAAUGGAUAAGAAGAAGGUUGUAGCCCCAUUGGUCUGCCAUGGGCAUUCACGACCUGUUGUUGAUUUGUUCUACAGUCCGGUAACGCCUGAUGGGUUCUUCCUUGUUAGUGCAAGCAAGGACUCGACACCAAUGUUGAGAAAUGGAGAGACAGGAGAUUGGAUUGGGACCUUUCAAGGGCAUAAAGGUGCAGUAUGGAGCUGUUGCCUGGAUAAACAAGCCCUGCGUGCGGCCUCUGCAUCUGCUGAUUUUUCUGCGAAAUUAUGGGAUGCGUUAACUGGGGAUGAACUGCAUUCAUUUGAGCACAAGCACAUUGUCCGUGCCUGUGCUUUCUCAGAGGAUACCCACUUGCUUUUAACUGGGGGAAUGGAAAAAGUUGUCCGCAUAUUUGAUCUGAAUAAGCCUGAUGCUCCUCCUAGGGAGAUCGAAAAGUCUCCUGGUUCUGUGAGGACGAUUUCUUGGCUCCACAGUGAUCAGACUAUCUUAGGUUCAUGUACUGAUAUGGGUGGUGUGAGGUUAUGGGAUGUGAGAACUGGCACAAUUGUUCGGACACUGGACACCAAGGCUUCUGUAACAAGUGCUGAAGUGAGUCAAGAUGGUCGCUAUAUAACAACUGCUGAUGGAACAAGUGUAAAAUUUUGGGAUGCGAAUCACUUUGGAUUGGUAAAGAGUUAUGAAAUGCCCUGCAUUGUAGAAUCAGCUUCGAUGGAACCAAAGUAUGGCAACAAGUUCAUUGCUGGUGGAGAAGACAUGUGGGUUCAUGUGUUUGAUUUCCAUACAGGAGUUGAAAUUGGUUGCAACAAAGGACACCAUGGUCCAGUGCACUGCGUGCGUUUCUCACCAGGUGGCGAAUCUUAUGCCUCUGGAUCUGAAGAUGGAACUAUUAGGAUAUGGCAGACCGCUCCUCUGAACAACACCGAGGAGGAAACAUCUGGUGUCGCCAAUACACACAGGCCGAGUUUCAAAGAUGUGGAUCAAGUUGCUCACCAGAUUGAAAAUGUCCAAAUAUCUGAACACGACACAAAUGAUGUGAGCGAUAAGCCAACUAACCAGAAGGAAUCGGAGGCUGACUAGGUUAAGAUUAUAUGUUUUCCUUUUGUGUGUGUGUUGUAGUUUUUUGCCGGACCAGCAGCGAAGGUUUGUAAGGGUGGCGUAAAAAGUUCGAUGCUUGAUGAUCUUUUGCAAUAAACAUAGAGCUUAAUCCUUUUUGUCUUUGAUCGAAUGAUCUUAAGAGUAAAAUGUGAUUGAAUCCCCCA